AUGGAGGGAGUUGGGGCCCGACUCGGGCGGUCCUCGACCCGGUACGGACCAGCCACGGUGUUCACUGGGCCGGUGAGGAAGUGGAAGAAGAAGUGGGUCCACGUAGCACCAUCCUCUAACACCAACAACGCUAGUUCUACCACCCAUCACUCUCAUCAGAUUAACGGCCACAACGGCACCUCUAACGGUAAUAACGGCUCGCAUCUCUUGCUUUACAAGUGGACCCCAAUUACCCAAAGCCAAAACACAGCCAUUAGCAACAAUAAUAACGCAGUCACCAAUGGCAAUGGGGGGGACAAGGUUUCUGCGAAGGACGACGAUGCAUUGGUGGCUAACGAGGAGCCGCCUCGCCGAAAAUUUAAAUACAUUCCGAUUGCUUUACUGGAAGAACAGCAACUUGAGGCUGCAGAACAGGUUGAAGAUGAAUCUAACUCUAUCGAUAAUGAGCCAACUGAAACAGAGGCCACUCCCAAGAAUGAGGUUUUAGAUGAGAAACCUGACAUUAAUGACGUUCCUAUGGAAGAAAAUGAGGACAAUAAUCAGGUAGUAUGCCAAGAUCUGAAUGAAAGCACUUUGGAUUUAAGUUUGGGCUUGAAUGCGCAUGAAAGUGAUAAUGGUUCUGCUCUAAAUACUGAACAAACCAGAAAUGGUUAG
Molecule: messenger RNA, 654 nt
Organism: Prunus armeniaca (apricot)
Lineage: Eukaryota; Viridiplantae; Streptophyta; Magnoliopsida; Rosales; Rosaceae
Source: the annotation of a GenBank genome assembly